AUGGCCGCCCCGGGAGAUGAUGGUGCGUGGAAGGGCGAGUACCACGUUACUUACCUGCACAGGUACCUUGCCGGCCUGCUGCCCCUGAGUGAUGUGGCCAGGCCAGUGGAGGGGGCAAGCACAGAAAGCAGGACAAGAACAUGGGCCCGGCCGUAUGGCUGGCUACGUAUGGUUAGCCUCCCACGGCAGCAGACCCCCAUGCAACCUGUAUGCAAGGUCCCCUCCAUCCAACUUCCCCCUCCCCAUCCAACCUCCCCCUCCCCGUCCACCCUGACUCGUGGUCUGGCGCGCCCCGAGCCAGCCGUCGCGCUUAUCCUCCUCACCCGUUACCCGCUGCAACCAGAGGACACGGUGGUGGUGGUGGUGGUGCCGUCAGUGACGCUGGGGCCAGCCUGCUUCUAG
Gaeumannomyces tritici R3-111a-1 is the source of this 402-nucleotide messenger RNA. RefSeq lists its product as hypothetical. Lineage: Eukaryota; Fungi; Ascomycota; Sordariomycetes; Magnaporthales; Magnaporthaceae. The transcript has a single exon. The coding region runs from base 1 to 402 and encodes 133 amino acids. The record is from RefSeq and is a predicted model, not a curated record.